AAAACCUUAAAUAACUGAAGCUGACCUGCCUGAGCAGAUGGAUAGCGAAGGAGUGCAGCAAAAUAUUAAUCUGCCACAAAUGGAUUCUGCAUCUCCAUCUCCCAACCCAGUUUCUCCAGUACCAUUGAACAGUAACAAUCCAACUAGUGCUCCAAGAUUUGGAACAGUCAUUCCCAAUCGGAUCUUUGUAGGAGGAAUUGAUUUUAAAACAAAUGAAAAUGAUCUAAAGAAGUUUUUCGCUCAGUAUGGAACUGUUAAAGAAGUCAAAAUAGUAAAUGACAGAGCAGGAGUUUCUAAAGGAUAUGGGUUUAUUACCUUUGAAACCCAAGAGGAUGCUCAAAAAAUUUUACAAGAGGCAGAAAAGUUGAAUUACAAGGAUAAAAAACUGAAUAUUGGUCCUGCAAUAAGAAAGCAGCAAGUGGGGAUACCACGAACAAGCUUAAUGCCAGCAGCUGGGACAAUGUACUUAACCACUUCAACAGGAUACCCAUAUACAUACCACAAUGGAGUGGCUUAUUUCCACAGUCCAGAAAUUGCUUCUGUUCCACAGCCUUGGCCUCCUCGCUCUAUUUCUAGCUCACCAGUAAUGGUGACUCAUCAAGCUCAGCCAAUUUACCAACAGCCAACAUACCAUUAUCAGGCACCAGCUCAUUGUCUAACAGGGCAAUGGCAAUGGGGAUUACCCCAGUCACCAGCUUCCACUACCUCAGUGUUAUAUUUACAACCAUCCGAGGUAAUAUAUCAACCAAUGGAAAUGUCUCAGGAUGGAGGAUGUGCUCCACCUCCACUUCCAGUGAUGGAUGCCUCAAUACCAGAGCCCUAUGCUGAUCACAGUGUUCAAACACCAUACCACCAGGUUUAUACCCAAAAUCCCAUGGCAGUGGCAGCCCCUGUCAUACAGCAGGAACAGGUGAAGGAACCUCGGUUGCAUCCUGUCAGAAGAAAUUUUUCCCAACCUCCACCACUUGGGAUUAAACCUCGUUAUACACGCAGUCCUCAUUACCAUAUGAGGAAGGAAUAUAGAGCAGAAGAUUCUAUACUUACUCCACCUUCAUCAACUGAAUCUGUGAAGUAGAAGAAUUUGUAAUGCUAUUGUUAAAAUUCAUAUGUAUGAAAGAAGGCAAGAUUAUUGUCUUAAUUCUCAAAAGUGCAGAUAAGAAGUGAUUCUUAAAGAUAUAAAAAUGUAAAUGGUUAAAUAGUGUAAGUUUAAAAUACACUAUAUUGUAAAUCAGUAGAAAGUUAAUGUUAUCAAACAUGCCACAGUUAAUAUGUCUAAGUAUGUCUACAUUUUAUACUUCAAACUGAAGAGAUGUUGCAGUGUAAGUAACCAGUAUAUUUUUAAGAAUCAUGGCAACAAUGUGAAUUCUUAGAAGUUGCAAAUAAUCCAGACCAGGCAUAAUAUGUGGCUGUUUGGUGCACAGUAGUGGUUAUGCGGAUUUUGAGAAACAGCAGGAGAUGAAAAGGAGAAUUUUAUUUAAUAAAUAGAAGGAAAUAAGCCACAGUUUUGAAGCUUGAAUGAGGCACCUCUAAUUUUUAAGAAUUUUAACGUUUACAUGUUUUUACACUAUCUCCUUUGUUUUAUGUCUUUUCCACUUACAUCAAUCUUUUUUUAAAACAUCAUUUGUGUUAUGUAUCCUUUAUUUAUAGUAAUUUGGUUUAUAUUAUUUAUGUGAAAGUUUAAAUUAAAGUAUGUUAUUUUAGAUUAGAUUCUUUUUACCCUUUCUUACAGUUACUUAAGAGUUACUUAUAGUGUAAGGCUUGAAUAAAAGCCCUGAAUUUUGGACCACUUUUGCACACAGUAUUUUUUUUGUUGUGUUGCCUUGAUAGAUGUCCCAAGAUGUCAAGUUUUUACAUAGGUAACCAAAUAAUGUAGUAUAAUGUUGAAAUAUUACUGUUUAUUGUAGCUUAGAUUGUUGUAGCUUAAGUAUAGUUAAGUAAUUCUUAGAGUUUCUAUAUAUAAGACAAAUUGGUGCAUCCUAAAUAAUCAACUGGCAUUGUAACAUUUCAGUGCCUUAAUAUUUCAGAAUAAGCAGUAGCAUCUUUGGAUGCAUGUUCUAUUCAAAAUAAUUUUACAGAUUUGCUCAUUUGUUGUCAUUUACUUUGUUAAAAAUUGGUGGUAUCCGAUCUUUUCAAUGUGAUGAUUAGUAUACCCUGAGACCAUGGAGUUGAUUUAUAACUAUUCCUGCAAGAAAGGAUAUGGCAGCGUUGAGUAGGUCAUCAGAUUUACACACCAUCCAAAUUUCUUUUCUGGUAAAGAUUCAUUGGAAAGGAAACUAGAACAGGAAUAAAUAAACAACUGAUGUUACUGGAAGUUUUCAACUUUCCACCAAUCCCCACUCUGACCUCUCAUUGAUACAAACACUUGCUAUGGGCUGCUUUAGGGCAAUGUCCUGGGCGUACUAGGUAUUUUUUAGGUUAAAUUCAUGAUUUUGAAUAGUUAGGUUUUGUAUUGUUAUCUUACAACAGUUAUAACAACCCACUAAAUCUGAGAUGUAUCACAUUCCUGUAAUGAUUGUUUAAUUUGCACAUAUUUUUGAUUAAAGCUGUCCCCCAACCCACCUCCCUAAACGUAUGAUCGCAAAUUUUAGCAUGUCAGUUCACACUAAUAAGCUAUAUUCAUUGGAGUCCAUCUUGUAUCAAUUGGAGAGCCCUUUUUAGUGCAUUUCAGCCCACUGGCUACUAAGCAGCAACGAAGAACAAUAUUGAAAACAAGCUCUUGCAAGGAAUUUUAAUCAGUUUGUCAUGUGAUCUUUGCAGGGAUAUAGAAGUCAGCUACUGAUUUAAGAGUAGUGAAAAGACAAUGCAUGGUUCCUAUAAUUAAUUUCCAUUAAGGAAUUAAUAUCACAUUGACAAAUUCUUGGAUUUCAUAUAGGCACAUUUAUCUGUUCUUUAAUAUUCAAACUGCCUCUGCAAAUAAUUUCAUUGAAAAAUGUGAAGAACAAUUGCUUGAAUAAGAGAUGCAUCUGUCAUCUGGUAGCUCAAGGAAAAUGCAUUUAAAAACUAAUAGAUGCCAAAUAGAACUACUAUAUCUUGGAUAUAUGCUUAAUGUUCGUUAUUUAAUAUAUUUAUAGAUUCCUUUUGCUAUUAAUAUCCAACAAUAUGAGGUGAUAUCUUACAAACUAGAAGGUGCAGUUUAUAAUCUUUGCUGUUGUGAAGAUUGACUGAAAAUGUCAAUUAAAAUCCAUUAACAAAGUUAAUAUCAGUCUUAAUUGUCGAUGUAAAUGCUAUGAAAUUUCAGCAAGAUGAGAGAGGCAUAUUACAGGAUCAGAUAAAUAUGGUGAAACUUAAUAUCUUUUAAUGAAACUUAAGAAAACACCUUUAUUGUGGUCAACCACUUGAUUUUUCAUUAGGACCAUGUUAAUCUAGGUUCAGUUGUAAAACCACAGUCUUUAGGAACUGUAAUGAGUUGUGUUCUUUGAGUAGCACUGCUAAAUUAUUUCAAGUAUCCGUAAUAACUAAAUUUGUCUUCUAUCAUAUUUGGAAGUGUUAAUUAGGCUGGCAGAGGCAAUACUAAAAGCUUUUAGAAUAUAGGAGCUUUAUUCUUCUGUGAACUUGAGCUAGUAUGUAUGUGAUCUCUUAUCCAUUAAAAUUUAUUUUCUGUAUGUCAGUGUUACCAUGAGUAAAAUAUUAAAAUAAUACAUUGGUUUGUUAUUACAUCUGACAAAAAUGAAAGAUAAUUAUAGUAAAAAUAAUCAAGUUACAGUAUAGAAAUCAACCAAUUUAACUAUAGUUACUUUAUUAGUAAAUUGUUGAGACUUACUAGCUAACAAUAUUAGCUGAUGUCCACUGCCUAUCAAAUGUUCCCUCUUAACAAGAACCUGGUAAGGGAUAUUGUUAUACAAAAGAAUCAGUGCAUGCAAGUUCAGACACUCUAUCCAUUAGUUUGCCAAAACCAGGAUUUCUUCAGACUUUUAAAAGUUACUUUAUUUCCCAACAUUUCAUUGAACAUAGAAGUUGGAAAACUAUUUAUUUUGACUGCUAUCACUGGCUUUGUGAAAUGUAACAUCAUAACCAAUCUUUUUCAUGUAUUUGUUGCAAAUUAACCAUGUACAUUAUACUGUCCACAUUGUUUAUUUUCCUUCACUUUUAUUUUGUGAUAAAUGAUAUUACUGCUUUGUUGUAGUGCUUCAGGACCCACAAGUGUACAGGUAGAAUUUAUGUGCCAAAUCAAAUGACCUUGCUACCUCAUGAAAAAGUCAUGCAUUGAAAUCUUGCUAAAGUGCAACAUACACAUUAUUUAAUAGGAGGAGGAAUGUUGGAGUGAACUUAUCUAGCUAAAUUUAAUGCUAAUUUGAACCUAUUUAUAACUCCUAUCUUGAUUGUGAUGUUAUUUUUUUGUUGGGGGUAAUUUUCACCUCUGUUGCUCCAGCAGUAAUCUGAUGUUGUCUGAGAGCAGAACACAUUUCAUUUUUACACUGUUAGUAGCAUGAAAAUUGAUCAUCUAGCCAGUUAAAUUGACAAAGAUCCAUUUUGUGUCUCUACUUGUUUGUUAAUCUGGGCUGAAUUUUUAUUGCAUUUAUAUUUACAGUUAAGAUACCAGUGUUUCACUGUUGUCUGAUACUGGCAGCAGUCAGAAUAUCAUCUGUGUAUAUUGUUGCAAAAACACUAUCUUGAGAAAUUAUUACAUGAUAUGCUUUGCUGUAAAUAAUUUAUGAUCUAUAUCCUUUUAUUAGCAAAUAAAGUAAGUUUUGGUGUCAUCCUUACAAUAAUCUAUGCUUUGCAGAGUUCUUGAAAUAUUACUUUGUUACUCAACAGCUUCACUGUAAUUCUGCAAGUACGUUUUGUUUUCUAACCCCAAAGCUACACGAUGUGUCUUUUUUACAAAGGCCAUGUGAUCCAAGAUCAGCAGGUGUUCACUGAACAUCAAAUGUCAUGCAUGGAACAGCCUACAUUUAUAUUUGUACAGUCUGUAGAACCUCACUACCUGUACUCAGUCUAGACUAAAACAUCAGCAUUUAAAAUACUUGGUGUUUAAGUUGAAAGAAUGUUCAAACAAAAAGAAAUUAGCAACUGCUGUAGUUGAAUGAAUAAUAUUUUAAAAGGUUUAACCUUUGUUAGGCUCCUUUUCCAUUGAAUUUGAUUUGUUGCACUUUACAGGUUAAAAUUGUAAAGAUCUCAUAAGUUCUCAAGCUGCUGUGCUUUUUAUUUGACCACAACCAAUUUCUAGAAGAAAAACAAUCAAUACAAUGUUCUUUGCACCUCAAACAGUAACUACUUAUAGAAGUAAUUAGCUAGCAGUGAAACACUUUGAGAAUGAGAAAGUUUGUCUAAAUAAAUGAUUUUUUACUCCCAAACCCUAUUAUAGUCCCUUGGGUAAUCUUCUCCUAACACUAAAAUGCAUUAGUUUUUAAGCCAGUUUCCUCUGUUAUCUCCGUUCUAAAUCUGUCAAUAAUAAAAAGUCUCUGAUGUGGUGCUAACUGUUCGAUUAACUAGGUCCAGUAUGUUAGAAAAGUCUAUAGAAUGGUAAUAUGCAGUUCUACAAAUGUUCUGAUUCAAAUGACAAGCGCAAAUUUACAAAUGUUGUUGGCUUAAUCUUAAAAAAUUGAUCUUUAGUGAAGUUUUAAAGUAACAUACUUCCAGUAGGCAAUGGUAUUAGUUAAAUUCUACAGUAAUAUCCAACACACCCUCUGAAACAACUUGAUGUUACAGGAUUGUAUUAAGAAAUUUGUAACCACAUUUUAUCAGGUAGUGUAUAGUAAAUUUACUGCUGAUUAGUUAUUAGUAGUACAUUAUUGCUCAAGAUGCCAUUAUCAAAGUUUGUCCAAUCAAACUAGCAAGUAAUAAGACACACAAUAAAAGAUUUUCCUGUUAUUAUUAAAAUACAACAGUGUAAUUUCUGGAGAUGUGCCAUUGUUGUUUAUGAUAAUUUGCUACAAAUAUUGCAACUGUAAGUAACUAAUAGUGUACAAACUAAACUCAGUUCAGUGCAUCACAUCCAACAUUUCUCAGUUUGUUAGCCGACUACAUUGUCUAAGCAUCUUACAUGGAUUUUGUAGAAAUAAGUUGUCAAAAUUUUACAUGCAGUUUUUAGUUGUAAUAUUUAAUUUCAAGCAAGGAAAAUGGUUAUCACAUACAUAAAUGGUUAUUGAGCUGUGUGCAACUUUUACUAUACUCAUAAAAAUAAGAAAUUAUAUGCAAUGACUUUUGUGAAUUAUUUGUCAGAUACAUGCAACAACGUAGUCUGAUUUUUUGUGAAGCAGAAAAGCAUGGUCUAAUUUACGAACAUAGCCAUAUUUUUGAUAACUAGAUUCUGAAUGAGGACAAACAAAUGUUUUUUUUUAAUGUGAUGCAGAUUUGAGUUUGGUUUGGUACCAAGGUAUAUCCAAAAUGUAGCUUUGUAUUAAGUAUUAAAGCAAGGCAAUAACAAUCAAAAUAGGGAAAAUGUACCAUAUUUGACCAGUAAUAUUUGUUAAAAUAUAACAAAAUCUAAAGCUUAUAAGUCAGCCAUGACCAGCAACUCAAAGAAACUGCAAUGUCUUAAAUUUGUGUUGGU
Molecule: messenger RNA, 6493 nt
Organism: Mobula hypostoma (lesser devil ray)
Lineage: Eukaryota; Metazoa; Chordata; Chondrichthyes; Myliobatiformes; Myliobatidae
Product: protein boule-like
Exons: 11
Coding region: 38-1075 (345 amino acids)
Biological process (GO): 3'-UTR-mediated mRNA stabilization; positive regulation of translational initiation
Cellular component (GO): cytoplasm
Molecular function (GO): translation activator activity; mRNA 3'-UTR binding
Source: RefSeq, a predicted model, not a curated record